GGAAGUUACUUUUUUUUUUAUGUUUUAUGGUUAUUAUAGUGAAUUAUUUGUAAUAAUUGAAAACAUUAUGGUUAUAGAUAAAGAUCUAACCUUAUUGUAAGGUUAGAGUGAUAUGAAAAUACACCAUAAAUAUAUACAGAAAUAUCUAAGUGAGUGAGUGUCAUCUUCUAACACUAAUUUAGAGAAAAAGUUAUAAGAAAAUUAACUUUCAAAAUAUUUGAAAAAACUAAUAAAAACAUCACUGUCAACUUUCAAAAUACGUAACCUUGUGGUGAAAAUGAGUCAUAAGAUGGUGGCAACCACACGGAUGAAAAUUCUCAAGAGUUUUAGUUUCUAAAGAAUUUCACAACUUCUCAGGUUGGUGAUGAGAUUCCCAGUCGAAUCCCUGCAUUAAAAAUUGUUAAAUAUUAAUUCUAAUCCAUGCAAGUUCUAGUGAUAAAUACUAUAUUUUAUUUUGUAAAGAGACUAUUAGUUUUAUAAGAUCAUGAAGUUUUAUUAUUAUAUAACAAGGAUGGAUCAUACUAACACCAAAGAAGAAAUAACAAAGAGGAUAUAUGAAGGUGAUCUUAGACACCAACAAUCCUAGGAUAUGAUGUUAAGUAAUCUCAAUGAAUUGUAUAAUCGCACUUGUAUAUUCUUAGUCUAUAUGAUUUGGUCACAUGAGUGGGUAAAGAGAAAAACAAGCAUGAUGUUACAAUCACUGCCGCCACCUGCUUCGCUGUAGGCUCCUACUUAUCGCGGUCGCCACCGCGGAGCUUCACGGUAGCUCUCAGAUCUGAUGUGUCAACUACCGCAACGAGAAUAUUGACGGAAUUGAAACGUGAGUGUGCCACUCCUCUCCCCCUUCUUCAGCAAGUGGCCAAAACCAUGUCUGAUGAUAUGCGAGCUGGGCUUGGGCUUGAGCCCGGGCUUCCCAUGAUACUGACCUAUGUUGAGUCAAGGAAUGAGAAAGGGUUGUUCUAUGCCUUGGAUCUUGGUGGAACAAACUUACGGUGUGGUGAGGGUGCAGUUGGGUGGGAAAGAUGAGCGUGUCAUCGACACUGAGUUUGAUCAAGUUUCUGUACCACAGGACCUCAUGUCUGCUACAUCAGAAGAGCUGUUUGAUUUCAUUGCUUCAGGGCUUGCAAAAUUUGUGUCAAAGGAGGAUGGUAGGUUUCAUAUCUCACCGGGAAGAAAGAGAGAGAUUGGAUUCACGUUUUCAUUUCCUGUGAAGCAGACAUCUAUUGAUUCUGGCAUACUAAUCAAGUGGACAAAGGGUUUUGCAGUCUCUGGAACAGCUGAAUCCAAUUUAAGUGAAAGAAAAACAGUUUUAGAGGUUUGUGAGACUGUUGUAAGGAGAGGAGGGAGGUUAGCUGGUGCAGGAAUUGUGGGGAUUCUACAGAAAAUGGAAGAAGAUGAGAACAGAAGUGUUGUUGCCAUUGAUGGGGGCUUAUACGAAAAUUAUCCUCAAUACAGGACUUAUUUGCAAGAUUCAGUGGAAGAGCUGCUAGGGACAGAAAAAUCAAACAAUGUGGUGAUAGAACAUACAAAAGAUGGAUCUGCAAUAGGUGCUGCUCUGUUGGCUGCUUCAAACUCCAUCUACCAACAACACUUAUAGUAUUCACUCUGACUCUGCUGGAGGAUUUAUUUAUUUAUUUAUAUAUUUUCAUUUGUAGUAUUGAAAUUUGAACUUUAUGUAAAUUAUUCCAGUCUCUUCUUCUUAGUUUAAAUAUUAGUAUAGUUUUUUUUUUUUUUUUCAUGAAUACCAGUUUUUAACAAAAUAAUCCAAUUCAAUAAAAAGAAGAAGCAAAGUUUAAUGAAGAGUUAUUUCUACCGUAAAUUGUAUUCAAACUAUGUCAAAACAAUUUAAUCUAGAUUCAGUACAAUGUCCUUCAAAUA
Molecule: messenger RNA, 1878 nt
Organism: Vigna radiata var. radiata (mung bean)
Lineage: Eukaryota; Viridiplantae; Streptophyta; Magnoliopsida; Fabales; Fabaceae
Product: hexokinase-2, chloroplastic
Exons: 4
Coding region: 929-1597 (222 amino acids)
Biological process (GO): intracellular glucose homeostasis; glycolytic process; glucose 6-phosphate metabolic process
Cellular component (GO): cytosol; mitochondrion
Molecular function (GO): glucokinase activity; D-glucose binding; ATP binding
Source: RefSeq, a predicted model, not a curated record